Messenger RNA from Ogataea philodendri, 756 nucleotides. RefSeq lists its product as uncharacterized. Bases 1 to 756 code for a protein of 251 amino acids. The transcript has 3 exons. Lineage: Eukaryota; Fungi; Ascomycota; Pichiomycetes; Pichiales; Pichiaceae. The record is from RefSeq and is a predicted model, not a curated record.
AUGUGGAGAAAGGUUCAAGCUGGUGGAUGGCUCGUUAGUGACAACUUCCAUGUCGUUGUUCCAACACAAAGUGGACACCCAAACUUUGCUGUCAAUAAAGAACUUUGGGUCCUUGAAAUUGGCCAUCUCUUUGAAGAAGCCAGCAGGAUUGUCUUUGCCAAUAAACUUAGAAACAGGAGCAACAUCGACCAGUCUGAAAUCCAGCGAGAAGAAAUUGCGCAAGUCAUAAGAAAUCAUAGAUUUGGUUCUCGUAGCAUCAAGAAUCGACGCAAGCCACAUGAUACACUCCUCCGUAAUCUCGGGAUGGAUACCAUUGACAGAGUUUCCCACAUAAUUGACCGUUUGUGGUCCUUUGCCAAUUUCAAAGACUUGACCUGUUCUUCGAGAUAUAGGCCUGGAGGCUUGAUGGUAUCGACCAACUUGUUCUCAAUCAUACAAACUGCACUUGGGACCUUGAUAUGGUUCUUGAUGGAUGAGUACAAUUUCAUUGCCAGAGCGUUGACUUCAGAUUCAUUCACCUCGAUCGAACGAGCAAGCAGCUCUUCCAAUGCAACUUCCCACUCCUUGAAAAUACCAUACACAAGAUUUGUACAGUUGAGUAUCUUUCUCAAUGCAGAUCCAAGAACCAUUGUUGAAGUCUGGGCUGUCUCGUUGUAUCUGCUUGCUGCCAAAGUGACGAGAUCCUUGAUCAACAACUUAUCGGUUUCUCCUGGCAGUCUGGACGACCGCGAAACGGAAAGCCUGUUGCAAUGGUAG